CAAUGUGAGCUCCAGUAGUGAUCCCCACCAGCGCUAGUGUCACUUUUAUGGCCACUACCCUCACUUUUGAAACACCAAUAUUAUCUCUUAUAAGCUCUACUGGUAUCAUAUAACCAGCAGCGCUACCAGCACCAUCACAACCACCACCAGCUUUCACCAGCACUCCUCACAGAAACCAGCAUCAGUAUCAUCACCGGCGACUGUGACGACACAACAAAAUCCCCUGGCAUGGGAUACCACAAGCUACUGUUGCUGUUGUUGCUCCUGGCGAAAACUUCCUCUUCAGGGCCAGUACUUGGUGACCAAGUGGAAGAACUACAAUCACUUGCUAUUGACCAAAUGAACGAAACAAAACCACUUUCUGGGAACCAGGUAGAUGAAACAAGCUCAGUUUCUGAGAGACUGGUAGAUGAAGCUAGCUCACUUCUUGGAAGCCAGGAAGACGAAUCAAGAUCCCUUCCAGGGAGCCAAUUAGCUGAAACGAAAUUACCUCUUGGGAAAAAGAUAGGUGAAACUCAAUCACGUGACAGUAACCAGUUAGAGGGAAGAGUGACUCCUGUCGAUGAUGUGGGCUCCGACACCCAGGAAUCUGUGGAGUACACAGCAGCGGUGUUGGAGUACGAGCCUUACAGCAGCUGGGAAUCAGGGGGUCUUGCCCUCCUGCAGAAGAACGCCCACAACUACGUUCACUACGCAACCUUGGCCAAGGAACAGGGAGCAGAUAUAAUGGUUUUCCCGGAAUACGGCUUGAGCAGCACAGACGUGAGUGGUGGGGAGUUUCUCUCCCUGACCCAGCUCGUGCCUCACCCUGCUGACCACGUGCUGCCCUGCCACCUCCCUGACAACAACUUCACCCAAAUAAUGCGUGACCUAAGCUGCUGUGCUAGAGACCUGGGGAUGUACCUAGUAGUGGACCUUAUCGAACAAGAGCCAAACACGGACGUCACCACACAACCCGACACCCACAACAAUGACAGUGGAGUGGGGCGUAGAGGACGCAACCAGAAUUCACUUUUUCAACAUAAAAUUCCUGGAGAACAGUUGUCAUCGCUGGAAAACGGUAAAGACAAAGCUGAAAAGCAACUGAACGAGUGUACUGUCUCUGGCUACAGCUUCUACAACACCCAGGUUGUCUUUGAUCGUUCAGGUGUAGUUAUAUCCAGGUAUCGCAAGAAACACCUGUUUCUGGAGCCGGAGUUCACGCCAGGGACGGAUGAUGAUGAUGUAGCUAUUUUCACCACAGACUUUGGCGUCACCUUCACUCUUCAGAUCUGUUUCGAUAUCAUGUACGAGAGCCCGGGGCUGCGGAACGUGAUGGCUCGGGGAGUGAGAGACGUCGCUAUGAGCACUGCCUGGAUUGACGAGCUUCCCUUCCUAACAGCUCCGCAGAUCUUCAGUGGAUGGAGCUCUGGUCUGGAAGUCAACUUGCUGGUGGCCAACUACCAUGACCCCACUACGAGUAAGCUGGGGUCUGGUAUCUUCCGGGGAGUGUCCUCGCAAGCUGCCGUCUACACGUAUGACCACCACGGAGGCACAACCCUUCUGGUAGCACCUGUCUCUACACUAGGAACGCGAUUACGGGUAAACCAACCUAGUACAACGACUAACUCCACUCACUACACGCGUGAGAGUUCCAGUGGGUUUUCUAUUGCUGCCGUUGGAACAACCGAGUCUUUUAGUGAUCAUGACUAUGCCUCAUACCAGUACCUAAGUACAGACCUGCAGUCUAAUAGUUCUGAUGCGUCCUUUAAGGAAUUCCUUGGUAGUUUCGGUAUAUCACUAAUCCAGCCUAAGUCUCGUGUUUCCGAGGGCGCAACUGAACAAACGAGGGAUGAAGACAAGUUAUAUUUUAUAAACGAAAAUUUGGAGCGCUAUAAUCACAGAUUUUAG
Cherax quadricarinatus is the source of this 1890-nucleotide messenger RNA. Its product is annotated as pantetheinase-like. The record is from RefSeq and is a predicted model, not a curated record. Lineage: Eukaryota; Metazoa; Arthropoda; Malacostraca; Decapoda; Parastacidae.